AUGUCCCAAAUAGACGUCCUCAUCAUUGGCGCAGGACCAACAGGUCUGGUUCUCGCUCUUUGGCUCCAUAAACAAGGCAUUAAAGUUCGCAUUGUUGACCAGGCAGAUGGUCCUGCAAAAAACUCUCGAGCCCUCGCCGUCCAUGCGCGCAUCUUGGAGUUGUAUCGGCAGCUCAACCUGGCUGAUGAACUAGAGGCAAACGGGUACCCGGUACUCGCAACCAACAUUUGGGUCGAGGGCCGACACCGUGCACGUAUCGGACUGUCAGAAUUCGCUCAAGAACUGACACCGUAUCCGUAUAUUCUAAUGCUCUCACAAGACGACCAUGAACGCAUACUCGAAAACAAACUCCGGUCCUUUGGAAUCACUGUUGAACGAAACACAGAAUUUUUGCGAUACUUGGAUCGUGAGUCUGGCAUAACGGCAACUUUCUUCCAAAAAGACAAUGGAAAUGAAAUCAGCUGUGACGCAUCAUAUAUUGUUGGCUGCGACGGCGCGUAUUCGGCAGUGCGACGGGGAAUUGGCGCCAAAUACGAAGGGGAUACUUAUAUCCCCUUGUUUUAUAUUGCGGACCUUGAAGCCACAGAUGAAGAUAGCCCUCUGUUCAACGGCGAAGGGCAUCUAAGGAUCAUGGAUGACAAAUUUACUCUGAUACUACCUUUUUCCGACAGUAGGCGUGUCAGAGUGGUUGGCACUAUCACACCAAACGGCGAUCAGAAAGUCGACAUGUCAAGCCCUCACCCAGAUGUCAGUUUCGAAGACGUACUCCCAGAUAUAAGGACAGCAUUGGGAAUCAGCAUCAAAAAACUGAAUUGGUUCUCUACGUAUCGAAGUCAUCAUCGUGUUGCCGACAAAUACCGUAAUAAUCGAGCAUUCCUCGUCGGGGAUGCCGCGCAUAUCCACAGCCCCGUGGGUGGCCAAGGCAUGAACACUGGUAUCAUGGACGCCAUUAAUCUUGCAUGGAAGCUUGCCACCGUGAUUAAGAAUCCCGAAAUGAACGAAUCAUGCAAGAAAAGCCUCCUAGAUUCCUAUGAGACCGAACGCCGCUCCUUCGCACUCGAUGUCGUCGGUGCAACUGACCAUGGCUUCACUGUUCUCUCGGGCAAGGGAUUCUUUUCACGCCUCUUGCGCAAUUGGAUCAUUCCAUAUCUCGUCCCAAUACUCACCAAGUUUGACUUCGCAAGAAAUCAAAUCUUCCGGCGGGGCUCCCAGCUUGUCUGCAACUACCGUGGAAGUCCACUGAGCCAGAACAUUGAAAAUUCAGGUUCGGAGAAGAUACAACCAGGUGAUCGGUUACCAUGGGCAAAGACCGAAUUGUCGGAUAAUUACUCGACAAUCCACCACAUCUCCUGGAGUCUCCAUGUUUACGGUGCCAAACGACCAGAGCUGGUCAAGUGGUGCAAUGGAAACAGUCUUCAGCUUGCGGUAUUCGAGUGGGACCCGCAGUACGACAAAGUCGGCUAUAAGCAGGAUGCUGUUUAUCUCUUGCGACCAGAUCACUACAUUGCAGCCAUAUUCGAAGGCGAGUCUGUGGAAACAAGUCUUGAAGAAUAUUUUUCUUCGCACGGCCUGGCAUACUAG
Molecule: messenger RNA, 1581 nt
Organism: Penicillium verhagenii
Lineage: Eukaryota; Fungi; Ascomycota; Eurotiomycetes; Eurotiales; Aspergillaceae
Product: putative FAD binding monooxygenase
Exons: 1
Coding region: 1-1581 (526 amino acids)
Molecular function (GO): FAD binding
Source: RefSeq, a predicted model, not a curated record